Molecule: messenger RNA, 1674 nt
Organism: Plasmodium fragile
Lineage: Eukaryota; Apicomplexa; Aconoidasida; Haemosporida; Plasmodiidae
Exons: 1
Coding region: 1-1674 (557 amino acids)
Biological process (GO): mRNA splicing, via spliceosome
Cellular component (GO): nucleus
Molecular function (GO): RNA lariat debranching enzyme activity
Source: RefSeq, a predicted model, not a curated record
AUGAUCAUAGCGGUGGUGGGGUGCACGCACGGAGAGCUGAAUUUCAUUUAUGCAACGAUAGAAAAGUUGGAGUAUGACAAUAACUUUAAGGUGGACCUGCUGAUCUGUUGUGGAGAUUUCGAAUGCGUACGUUACGGAGUGGACAAUGAUUGUAUGAACGUGCCAAACAAGUACAAGAAGGAAGAAAAUGAUUUCAAGGAUUACUUCACAGGAAAGAGAAAAGCAAGAGUGUUAACCAUAUUCAUUGGAGGGAACCAUGAAGCGGUAAAUGUACUAAAGCAACUGUACUACGGAGGAUGGGUAGCACCGAAUAUAUAUUUCCUUGGGUACUCAAAUAUACAUAACAUCAAUGACUUGAGAAUUUGCAGCCUCAGUGGGAUAUACAAAAAAUACAAUUUUUAUAAACGAUACAAUGAGCAUUAUCCUUAUGACGAUAUAAGUAAGGUGAGUUCCUACCACAUUCGAAAGUAUGAACUCGAGAAAUUAAAACUGUUGAAGGAAAAAGUGGACAUAGUUGUGACUCAUGAUUGGCCAAACAAUAUAGAGAAACAUGGAGACAUGCAUGAUCUCCUUAGGAGGAAAUUUCAUUUUCAAUCAGAUAUAUAUAAUAAUACUCUUGGUAAUCCACAUACUGAAUUUUUAUUAAAUAAAUUGAAACCCUAUUUUUGGUUUUCCUCACAUUUACACGUAAAAUAUUCUGCCAUUUAUUUACAUGGUGAUCAAAAAAGCUAUACUCGGUUCCUUUCCCUAGACAAAGCCGAACCGAGGAAAAAUUUCAUUCAAAUUUUGAACAUUGAAAAAAGGAACAACGUUCCAUAUUUGUCUUUUGAUCAUUUGUCCAGAUCCUAUACGCACUACCCAUAUGGUAGGAGCAGCUAUUUCAAUGAGGACUACGAGGAGUUGCUGCAGCAUGUGGAGGAUGUGCAGCGCAAGGAUGCUGAAGACGGUACCGAGGGGCACAGUGGGGGAAAGGGACAGGAAAAGAGUUACCAGGGGAGCGAAUCAACCCCUAAGGAGAAUGCCACAGAGGACGCAACUCCUAAGCAUAAUACUACGGAGGAAACAACGCCUAAGGAUAACAACGCUGUGGAAAGCGCAACUAAACAGAUCUCCCCGCAGAAAUCCCCCUCCCGGAGGGGCAGCAGUGCCGAGCGCAAGCAGUUAUACAUAUGCUACGACGAGGAGUGGCUAGCCAUUUUGAAGGCCAACCACCACCUCAUCUCGGAGAGCAGUGAUAAGGAUUACAAUUUGGAGCAGCUCACGUACCCCUCUAAGGAGGACUUUGAGUAUAUUAAGGAGAAAUUGGAGAAGCUGGAAAAAAUAUCCAUCAAGGGGAAGGACUAUUAUUUGGUCCACGGGCACAACAACCCCAGUUAUAAAAACCUGGGUGAGCAAAGGCAGGUCUUUCUGAACCGCUUUGAUUUUGAGGAGCUCGGAAUAUACGACGACUAUGAGCGUACGUUUUUUGCGGAGGAAGCGCAGAAGAUGCAGGCAGGGUUGCCACUGGAUCCACCUAAAUUGGCCAAACAUCAAAAGGGUGGAAAGGAGGGUGAACAGGAGGAACCAGGACAGAAUAACCAAACUGAUGAACACGGUGAAGGCAACCCUAACGGGAACAAUGCGUCCCAUUCGGGAAACGACCCCAACGAAAUUUCCCCUAGCACAGACUGCUGA